This is a messenger RNA of Neltuma alba, 1981 nucleotides long. Its product is annotated as pentatricopeptide repeat-containing protein At4g22760-like. Bases 12 to 1733 code for a protein of 573 amino acids. The record is from RefSeq and is a predicted model, not a curated record. The transcript has a single exon. Gene Ontology annotation, biological process: RNA modification. Lineage: Eukaryota; Viridiplantae; Streptophyta; Magnoliopsida; Fabales; Fabaceae. Gene Ontology annotation, molecular function: RNA binding; protein binding.
AAACGUGCUUCAUGUUAGUUCCUAAAUUGAUAGCCUUGCUAAAGAGUUCUUCAACUCUGAAGCAGGCUAAACAAAUCCACGCCCAUAUCCUGCUUAAUGGUCUAGAUCAUCUAGAACCUGUUUUAGUCCAUCACAUUCUUCUCUGGGAUGUCAAGAACUAUAAAACUAUAGCUAUGUAUGUGCAGUCAAUUGUUCAACAUUCACGCAAUCCAGAUUCCUUUUCAUGGGGCUGUACCAUUCGGUUCUUCUCUCAGAAGGGCCAGUUCACUGAAGCAAUUUCUCUGUACGUUCAAAUGCAGAGAAUUGGACUGUCUCCAAAUUCAUAUGCGAUAUCCUCUGCUUUGAAGUCAUGUGCCAGGCUUGAGUAUAAACUUGGUGGUAUAUCAAUUCAUGGACAAGUUCAGGUGUAUGGAUUCCCUAGUUGUGUUUACGUCCAAACGGCCCUUCUCGAUUUAUACUCGAAAGUGGGUGACACAGAGACUGCACGUAAGGUGUUUGAUGAGAUGUCCCAGAAAAACGUGGUUUCUUGGAAUUCUAUGUUAUCUGGGUAUCUGAAAGAUGGUAACUUGGCUGUGGCUCGCUUGUUUUUUGAUGAGAUUCCUAGGAAAGAUGUCGUAUCUUGGAACUCUAUGAUCUCAGGGUAUGCAAAAUCAGGAAAUAUGGACCAGGCUUGUUCCUUAUUUCAACAAAUGCCGGAGAAAAACUUGGCUUCUUGGAAUACAAUGAUCAGUGGUUACAUUGAUUCCGGGAGCAUAAUAUCUGCGAGAGAAUUUUUUGAUGCAAUGCCAGUUAGAAACAGUGUUUCUUGGAUGACAAUGAUUUCGGGGUACUCAAGGACAGGGGAUACUGAGUCUGCUCGAAAGCUUUUCGACCAGAUGGAUGACAAAGACUUGCUUUCAUUUAAUGCUAUGAUAGCUUGCUAUGCUCAGAAUAGCAAGCCAAAGGAGGCCCUUGCUCUAUUAAACGACAUGCUUAAACCAGACGUCAAUAUACAUCCUGAUGAGAUGACUUUGACAAGUAUUAUAUCAGCUUGUUCACAGUUAGGAGAUAUAACAUACUGGCCCUGGAUUGAGUCAAGCAUGAGUGACUUUGGAAUUGUUCUGGAUGAUCAUUUGGCUACUGUUUUAAUUGAUAUGUAUGCCAAGUUUGGAAGCAUUGACAAUGCGUAUGAGCUAUUUAAUGGUCUGAGAAAGAGGGAUUUGGUUGCAUAUUCUGCAAUGAUACAUGGGUUUGGAAUAAAUGGUAGGCCAUUUGAUGCAAUAAGGUUAUAUGAACAGAUGCUUGCAGAGUGUAUUUGCCCGAAUUUAGUUACCUACACGGGGCUCUUGACAGCAUACAAUCAUGCGGGACUGGUUGAAGAAGGAUACCGCUGCUUCAAAUCCAUGAAAGAUUAUGGACUUGUGCCUUCAGUUGAUCAUUAUGGAAUCAUGGUUGAUCUUUUAGGGAGGGCGGGAAGGUUGGAUGAAGCAUAUAAGCUUAUAAUCAAUAUGCCGAUGCGACCAAAUUCUGGACUUUGGGGAGCUCUACUUCUUGGUUGCACAUUACACAACAAUGUGGAAUUGGCGGAAAUUUCUGUUCAGCACUGCCUUAAGUUGGAGAGUGAUACCAGUGGUUAUUGCUCUCUUCUUUCUAGUAUAUAUGCUUCUGUUGGUAAAUGGGAUGAUGCCGAGAGGUUGAGAAUGGGUUUGGUUGGAGAGAAACUCAAGAAAAUACCUGGAUGUAGUUGGAUUUAAUUUGGCUCCACCAUGACCGGAAGAGGAAAAAUGUCUGGAGUCAUAUGUAUGACAAUAACUUGAUGCUUCAGUGGCUUCUACCAUCAUCCAUCACUUAAAGUUGACGUCUUACAUCAACUUACUUGAGAAUGAAGAUGAAAAAAUGACAUAGGUUUUGUGUCUGAGGAAGCUUUGUGUAGCCAUCAAAGUUCUUUUUUUCCCAGUGUGUCCCAAAACUGAAGCAUUUAGAUAUAUCAUGCAUAAUCUGU